Molecule: messenger RNA, 2079 nt
Organism: Sporothrix schenckii 1099-18
Lineage: Eukaryota; Fungi; Ascomycota; Sordariomycetes; Ophiostomatales; Ophiostomataceae
Product: CCR4-NOT transcription complex subunit 3
Exons: 4
Coding region: 1-2079 (692 amino acids)
Biological process (GO): nuclear-transcribed mRNA poly(A) tail shortening; regulation of DNA-templated transcription
Cellular component (GO): P-body; CCR4-NOT core complex; nucleus
Source: RefSeq, a predicted model, not a curated record
AUGGCAGCACGAAAACUCCAGCAGGAGGUCGACAAGUGCUUCAAGAAAGUGACCGAGGGUGUCGCCGAGUUCGACGCCAUCUACGAGAAGAUUGAGCAGUCCAACAACCCGGCUCAGAAAGAGAAGCUGGAAGACAAUCUCAAGCGUGAAAUCAAGAAGCUGCAGCGUUUGCGCGAUCAGAUUAAGACAUGGGCAGCCGGCAACGAGAUCAAGGACAAGGGUCCGCUUAUGGAGUACCGCAGGUUGAUUGAGACGCAAAUGGAGCGCUUCAAGGCUGUAGAAAAGGCCAUGAAGACAAAAGCAUACUCGAAAGAAGGCUUGUCAGCGGCGACGAAACUUGAUCCGAAAGAGCAGGCCAAGGUCGCGAAGGCCGAGUUUAUCGGCAACCAAGUAGACGAGCUGGAGCAGCAGAUUGAGACACUGGAAGCGGAGGGCGAAGCCAUCCAAGCAACUACGAAGCGCGGCAAGAUGCACGGUGCCAAGGCCGAACGCAUGGCACAAAUUGAACGUACCAUUGAACGACAUAAGUGGCACCAGGGCAAGCUGGAGCUGAUCCGCCGCUCACUCGAGAACGGAGGCGUCGACGUCGACCAGGUCGCCGACCUCGAAGAGAGCAUACGCUACUACGUCACCGACAAUAUGCAGAGCGACUUCAUAGAGGACGACACCAUGUACGACGACCUGAACCUCGAAGAGAACGAAGAUGCCUUCGGCAUGAACCUAGACAACGACAAGGUCUCAUCGCAAGACAACCAGUCCAUACAAGACGACACGCCGGAAAUCGAGUCCAAGCCCGCGGCACCGCCAACUGCACCGGCGGCCACGGGUAAGGGACGACAAGGGGUAUCGGAGGCGGCCGCGUCUGGACGGAGACCCUCUGCACAGCUCAAGUCGCCAUUACCAGCUCUCGCAACGCUGCAUACGCCGCUGCCGACUCUGAGCAAUGGAUCCGUGGCGUCUACAAUGAAGCCUGCAUCCAUACCAACGCGACCCGCCGGCGAAGUUCUCAAGUAUGCGUCAGCCGCCGCCGCUGCUGCCGCGAGCGACAAGCUGAAUCUGGGCAUUUCGCCGUUACCGCCACCGGUCGGCGUCUCCGGCCCAGUCUCCUCCUCACAGCUGCCGACCGCCGCGUCCAUUCCAGCCGUCCAGGCCAGCAAGAUUGCCAGUGCAACCAACUCGCCCAAACCAACACCCGCGCAGCCGUCUGCACUAUCCGACAAGUCCUACUCGCCUGCCGUCUCCGUGGCGGCGCCCGCGUCCGCUUCAACAGCACCCGCUGCGGCGCCGACCAAGGCAGAGAACACAAGACGGAAUAAGAACGCGGCAGUGGCGGCAGCAGCAUCAGCAGCAUCAGCAGCAUCAGCAGCAUCAGCAGUAUCAGCAGCAUCAGCAGCAUCAGCAGCAUCAGCAGCAUCAGCAGCAUCAGCAACAUCCGCGGCAACACCCGCGCCGGCCGAGCCAACAGAGACAACAACCAAGGCUUCCUCGCAAACGAAUGGCUUUACCAAUGGUGCCAAGCAUGGGACGGAAGCAUCCGCUACAGACGAGCAGGAACGCCGGGACGAGGAGUCGAUAUACCACCUGCCUGCGUCGCUGCAGGAUCUGGUCGACUCGUUUGAGGUGACGAAGAGCCUACCAGCCGUGGCCAAUCAGGCGACCACCCUGCGCCAGCUGUCGACGUCCGCGAAUAAUCCGCCCGAGGCCAUGGACUCGGAGCCGCCGCGACGCUACGUGCCGGACAUGCGUUACAACUCGACAUCCAACUACCCGCAGGAGCCGCUGCCGCUGCUGGACGACCCUCGGUUGUACAACCGCAUCGACCCGGACACGCUCUUCUACGUGUUUUACUACAAGCAGGGAACCUACCAGCAGUACUUGGCCGCCAAGGCUCUCAAGGACAUGAGCUGGCGCUUCCACAAGCAGUACCAGACUUGGUUCCAGCGGCACGAAGAGCCCAAGAGCAUCACGGAGGAGUUUGAACAGGGCACGUACCGCUUCUUCGACUACGAGAGCACAUGGAUGAACAGACGGAAGGCCGACUUCAAAUUCGUCUAUAAGUUCCUUGAGGACGACGUGUAG